GCAAACUGCGCUCGGAGCAGGCAGACAGUCAGCGGCGUAGCGAAGGAGUGCAGGCGGGGGGACGGAGCGGACACCGGCCGGUCUGUGGACGCUGCACACCGGCAGUCAGGCGGGCGCUGAGCUGCGAGGAGGACGAGCCUUCAGCUCUCAGGCACACCGACGCGUGGGUGGAAAGGUUUGCGGCAGCUGCUGAGCCAGUGAAGGUCCAUCAUGGUCGUGUCGUUGCGGAGCUGGCUCGCCAACGAGGGAGGGAAGCACUUUGUCCUGAUGCUGUGGCUGGGGGCGAACACCUGGCUCUUCCUGAAGACCUUUCUGCUGUAUUUCACUGGACAGCAGUAUCACUAUCUCUACAAGAUGCUCGGGCUAGGGCUGUGCAUCAGCAGGGCGUCUGCGUCCGUGCUGAACCUGAACUGCAGCUUGGUGCUGUUGCCCAUGUGUCGCUCCCUGCUCACUUUUGUCCGAGGAACACACACGGUAUCAAGCAGAGAGACUCGCAGACUGCUGGACAAGAGCAAGACCUUUCAUGUGGCAUGUGGUGUUUCCAUAUGUAUCUUCUCUGUUGUACACGUCUCUGCUCACCUGGUGAAUGUGGUCAACUUCAGUGGACGCUACUCAGAGGACUUUCCUGCUCUCAAUCUGGCUCGCUACAAAGGAGAGGACCCCAAACUGAUCAUUUUGACCACAAUCUCAGGACUCACAGGCGUCCUCUUGGUUCUCAUCCUCUUCCUGAUGUUCACAUCCUCCUCCUACUGCGUACGGUUGUCCAACUAUGAGAUCUUCUGGUACACGCACAACCUCUUCAUUGUCUUCUACAUCAUCCUCAUGGUGCACAUGGUCGGGGGAGCUCUUAAGUAUCAGACCAACAUCGAGGCCCACCCUCCAGGCUGCCUCAGAGCCAAUCAGAGCAGCACAGAGCAGCAGGGCGAGGAGCUGGAGCAGGGUGAGGAUGAAGAGAGGAGAUGCGGAGAGGAGGCUCACUUCCUGCCACACUACCCCCAGACAUGGCUAUGGGUGUCCGGUCCUCUCUGUCUUUACUGUGCCGAGCGUUUCUACCGCUACAUCCGCAGCAGUGACCCUGUUACCAUAGUGACAGUCAUCAGGCACCCUUGUGAUGUCAUCGAAUUGCGCAUGCUCAAGAAGAACUUCAAAGCUCGUCCCGGACAGUAUGUUGUUCUUAACUGUCCAGGUGUCUCUUCAUUUGAGAACCAUCCGUUCACGCUCACAACGUGUCCCACUGAGAACAAGGAAACUUUUGGCAUCCAUCUUCGAGUCGUGGGAGACUGGACUGAGCGGUUCACACAGCUGUUACUUCCUGAACCAAGGAUGGACAUGGAGAUCCUUCCCAUGGUGCAACAAAGGAGAUAUCCCAAGCUUUACAUUGAUGGCCCGUUUGGAAGUCCAUCAGAGGAAGUAUUCAACUACGACGUCAGUGUUUGUGUCGCGGGUGGAAUAGGAGUCACGCCGUUCGCCUGCGUGCUGCAUGCUCUACUUGACGGCUGGACGGGUUUCAGGUUGCAGAGGUUGUACUUUGUGUGGGUCUGCAGGGAGCUCCAGUCCUUCUACUGGUUUGCUGAACUGCUGUGUGCGCUCCACCACAAGCUUUGGCAGGAAAACAGACCGGACUACUUUAAUCUGAAACUUUACGUCAGUCAGACAGACAACAUGCAGAGCAUGUCUGAGGAGAAGUACCGUCCACUCACCUCAAGGCUUCAGGUUGGUCGACCCAGGUGGAAGUUACUGUUUGAUGAGAUUGGGAAGACCAAUAAGCAUAAGCGAGUUGGGGUUUUCUGCUGUGGACCAAAGGGAAUCUCCAGAACUCUCCACAAACUGUGUAACUCAUCCAGAUCCUCUGGAACAACCUUUGAGUUCAACAAGGAGUCCUUCAGCUGAUUGAACAUCAGAGCUGGUUCUACACUUCAACCUCACUGAAAAAAACUUUGAAGUUUGACAAAAUAUGAAACUGGCCAAAAGAACUUGAAUAUUCAUGGACUGUAUUAUUAUUUCAUAUGCAUAGUCACAAAAAGGCCCAGCAGGACAAGACCUUAACAUGCCGCUUCAGGCCUGUUCCUCUCUACAGACCAGCCCGACCCACAACUGACGGCUCGAAAACCUUCAGCUUCAGCAUCUGAUCCGAUCGACCUCUGAGAAAAGCUGAAGAGACCAGCGCGCUGCUCGGCUCCUCCACUCAGGAUGCUCUGUGUUUCUAAAGUUGCUGUUGGAUUUCCUGUUUUCCCUGACACACCCUUCUGUAAAGUAAAUUAGUUUUCUCAUGCUCGCUUGUUAUGUGAGAAAAAUGUCUGACAUAACCUGCAAUUCCACAAUAAAAAACAAAACAAGA
Messenger RNA from Cyclopterus lumpus (lumpfish), 2338 nucleotides. Its product is annotated as NADPH oxidase 4. Bases 211 to 1890 code for a protein of 559 amino acids. The record is from RefSeq and is a predicted model, not a curated record. The transcript has 18 exons. NCBI's taxonomy places the organism in Eukaryota, Metazoa, Chordata, Actinopteri, Perciformes, Cyclopteridae. Gene Ontology annotation, cellular component: NADPH oxidase complex; plasma membrane. Gene Ontology annotation, biological process: defense response; superoxide anion generation. Gene Ontology annotation, molecular function: superoxide-generating NAD(P)H oxidase activity.